AUUACAAGUUAAUGCGGAUGCGUGAGUGUCCUUCAAGCCAUUACCCAUCAGAAUGUCGUAGGGAUAACAAAAUACAUUUACCCCUUCGGCCAUCCUCUGCGGAUACACUCACACCAAUACACACAUAACCACAACACAGACGCCGACACAAGUUUAAAACGGGGACAAUGCAACCGUUUAGCGAUAGUCUAAGCAAAAGUCGUGAUGAUUUGGUCAAUGUCAUCGCCUCCCGGCAACAGCAACAGCAGCAACAACAACAACAAUUAUAUGGCCUAAGGCGACAUCAUGGCAGCAGUCCCAAUUUAUCGCUAAACCAAACGGAUAAUCUAAGAAGAAGCAUGGCCUGCCUGCAAGAUGAAUUCGGACACCUGGGACUUGCCACAACAGAUUUGCCAUUUAAAUCAGCUGAUCUCGAUCUUGAUCUGCAACGAUCGCCGCCACAUCAUCACAAUAAUUAUGCUGAGAUAACUGAUAGCAGUGCCGAGAAUACCACGUGCCAGCAACAACGUGGCAUAGCCGGUGCCUUUGGACAUCAUCAUCCGGAUAAACCAAUUGGCUGGAUGUAUGGCCUAUUGGGAUGCAUGAAGCCUGUGCUUUCCUUUAUCGGCAAAGCCGGUGUUAUUGAGGUGAAAAACCAACGAAGCGAAGAUUGGGAAAUACCAUUUGAAUCCAUCACAGAUUUAGAAUGGUUGGGCAGUGGAGCUCAAGGAGCUGUCUUUAGUGGCAAAUUGAAAAAUGAAAUUGUGGCAGUUAAGAAGGUCAAAGAACUGAAAGAGACAGACAUUAAGCAUUUAAGGAAAUUGGAUCAUGAGAAUAUCAUUAAAUUCAAGGGCGUUUGCACUCAAUCGCCAGUAUUUUGUAUUAUCAUGGAAUUCUGCCCAUAUGGGCCAUUACAGAAUAUACUCAAGGAGGAGCAGGUCAUGUUGCCGUCCCGUUUGGUCUCUUGGUCCAAGCAAAUUGCCCUGGGUAUGCAAUAUUUGCAUUCCCAUAAAAUUAUACACAGAGAUCUCAAGAGUCCCAACAUCCUGAUUAGUACAAACGAGGUGGUUAAAAUUAGUGACUUUGGCACAAGUCGCGAAUGGAAUGAGAUUAGCACUAAGAUGAGUUUUGCCGGAACUGUUGCCUGGAUGGCUCCCGAAGUGAUACGCAAUGAGCCAUGCUCCGAGAAGGUAGACAUUUGGUCAUAUGGCGUUGUUCUAUGGGAGAUGCUAACAUGCGAGAUACCCUAUAAGGAUGUGGACUCAUCGGCCAUCAUAUGGGGUGUUGGUAACAAUUCGUUGAAACUUUUAGUGCCCAGCACUUGCCCGGAAGGCUUUAAGCUGCUCGUGAAACUUUGCUGGAAAAGUAAACCACGCAAUCGUCCCUCGUUCCGGCAAAUACUCACACACUUGGAUAUAGCCGGACCAGAAUUAUUACGCAAAACGGAAAAGCAAUAUUUCGAGACACAGAAAUCAUGGAAAGAGGAGGUGCGUUCACAUCUCAAGGAGAUAACACAGAAUGGCACAAGUAUACACAAAUAUGAGCAGGAUUUGAUAAAGCGGCGAACGGCCGAAUGGCGACAUGCCCAGGAUAUACGUAUGGUUUAUGAGGAUAAAUUGCAAAAGACAAAUCAAUUAUUCUUUGAGCUAAGCGAAUGCAUGUCCCAGUUGCAAGAGAAGGAAAAAGAAAUUGCCGAGCGUGAACGCAAGUUGCCAGGAGGUGUUGGAAGCGCUGUCGUUGGAUAUAAGCCAAAUCGACGUCUGGGCAAUACGUUUAGAAAAAUGCAACAUUACCGCAGGCGAUUGAAUGCUCCACCACCAACUGCAGCGAUACAAUCAUCGACACCAGAUCCAGAAACAACGCCAGAGUCACCCGUAAAAUGUGUACUUUAUGCCCAACUGGACAACAAUUUGCAACCCAAAUCGUAUUUGGGUAACAUCAUCGCUGGUAAUAAUGUUGGUGGCGGCGGCAACGGUGGCUCCAUUAUGGGUAAAAAGACUUUCCGACAUCGACGAAAUGGUUCCGGCUCAUUGGCUGGUGCACCGCCAAAAUACAGUCCCACCCGUGAUCGUCGCUAUCAGAGUGAGCCCGAGAAUCGUAAAGUUCAGCUUGUUGAGCGACAAACCCAAACAGAUGCCAUGGAUGUGAGUGAGACGGAUAUAAGUCCUAGUGGUGAAGUGCCACCGGCGCCACCAAUGCCAACGCCACCCAAUCAUCGCCAGCUGCCGCUGCAAUUGCAACGUGUACAGCAAAUAGCUCAGGCACAGGCUGAGGCCAAGGCGAGAGCUGCCACUGCCUCACCGAUAAAUGCGACAACACCGUCGAAUGGCAAUUCGUUGAGUACAAGCGAAUUAACUUAUCAGGAUGCAUGCUCUAGUCCCGAUCAGCUACUCGAUGAUGUUAUGAAUAGCAACGAGCGAUUGGAUAUGACCGAUUGUUGUUCCGACAAUGAGAAUCUAGAGAGAUUGGGACGGAAGGUAAUUGAGUUUAUCACCGAGAAUCGCUUGUCCAUACAAUCCAAUACGAAUUCAUAUACGAACACCGAGAAUGGCAAUCAAGGAGGAGGAGGAGGAGGUGGCUGCAGCAGCGGCGGCGGAGCAGGUGAUAAAUCACUGGAUACGCGACUCGAGUUAAGACAAAGUCCAAGUCUAAGCAAAAGAAGGUCCCACUCAACUGAGAAUGCCAAUGGAGAGACGCAAGAGUUGGAUCAUGAUCAGGAUAGUUGGUCCGAUGAGGAGGGCGAGGCCACAGACUAUAAAUAUGCACUAAGAAGAAGAAGCAUUGGCCGCUUACCCAUUGGUCGUGGCAUGCGUCCACGUCGUAGCUAUAAGGCUCCAUCAAUGAUGUCACAAAAAAUAGCCAUACAUAAACGUAAUGUGGUCAUAGUAUCGGAUGAGGAGGAGAAUACAUCCGAAUACAGUCAUUCGCCAGCUUCCAGUCAGCACUCAACACUGGAGAGCAACACUGAUAUGCCAUCGGUAAUGAAGCAGCAGCAGCAGCAGCAAAAGAACACUGUCUCCACCUCCACUUCAACCAACAGCUCCAGCGAACCUGAAGAGGAUGACUCAAGUGACUCGAGUGAAGAGGAGGAUGAAGAGGAGCAGGUGGUAGUGGACAAACGGCAAACGAAAAAACAUGAGGCAAUUGCAACAAGUGCUCCAUUGCCCAUGGGAGCCAUACGUAGCAGCGAUAUUAUAUCCAUUCCCACAUUUGAGGCUGAUGGAGCUGUUAAUAUGGUUUAAAAUUAGAUAUAAAUACACACACACACACCAACACACACACACACGAAAGGAGAAAGAAAACAGACACAUUAUUAACUAAAGAUGCAAUUUUUUGAUUCUAUAUGAAACAUAUUUACAUACACAUACAAUUCAAAGUCAACAGAUUUUCGAUGCUGGGCUAAUUAAUUAUUAA
This is a messenger RNA of Drosophila willistoni, 3393 nucleotides long. It is a transcript of the gene wnd, whose product is annotated as mitogen-activated protein kinase kinase kinase 13-B. Gene Ontology annotation, biological process: protein autophosphorylation. The transcript has 7 exons. The coding region runs from base 168 to 3221 and encodes 1017 amino acids. The record is from RefSeq and is a predicted model, not a curated record. NCBI's taxonomy places the organism in Eukaryota, Metazoa, Arthropoda, Insecta, Diptera, Drosophilidae. Gene Ontology annotation, molecular function: ATP binding; JUN kinase kinase kinase activity.